AUGGCCGGGGCCAUUCUCCGCCGCGUUACCCCCACCACCGCCAGCCCGCGCGUGGCGCCGCUGCCGCUACCUCUACCCGUACCCCUGCUCGCCCGGGGUGUCUCCGAUUCCACGGACGCGAUCACCGUGUCAACCUCGGUGCCGUUCAAGUCCCACAUCGUGGACCCGCCGCCGCGCGAGGCCACCACCUCGGCGCGGGAGCUGCUGGCCUUCUUCCGCGACAUGUCGCUGAUGCGGCGCGCCGAGAUCGCGGCGGACUCGCUCUACAAGGCCAAGCUCAUCCGGGGCUUCUGCCACCUCUACGACGGCCAGGAGGCCGUCGCCGUGGGCAUGGAGGCCGCCAUCACCCGCGCCGACGCCAUCACCACCGCCUACCGCGACCACUGCCUCUACCUCGCGCGCGGCGGGGACCUCGUCGCCGCCUUCGCCGAGCUCAUGGGCCGCCGGGACGGCUGCUCCAGGGGCAAGGGAGGCUCCAUGCACUUCUACAAGCGGGACGCCAACUUCUUCGGCGGCCAUGGCAUCGUCGGCGCGCAGGUGCCGCUUGGGUGCGGCAUCGCCUUCGCGCAGAGGUACAGGAAGGAGGGCACCGUCACGUUUGACCUCUAUGGCGACGGCGCCGCGAACCAGGGACAGCUCUUCGAGGCGCUUAACAUGGCCGCGCUCUGGAAGCUGCCUGUCGUAUUGGUCUGCGAGAACAAUCACUAUGGGAUGGGGACGGCAGAGUGGAGGGCCUCCAAGAGCCCGGCUUACUACAAGCGCGGGGACUAUGUGCCUGGGUUAAAGGUCGAUGGAAUGGAUGUUCUUGCUGUGAAGCAAGCUUGCAAAUUUGCCAAAGAACAUGUCCUUGAAAGUGGGCCAAUUAUCCUUGAGAUGGACACCUAUAGAUACCAUGGGCACUCUAUGUCAGAUCCCGGUAGCACCUACCGCACUAGGGAUGAGAUUGCUGGGAUAAGACAGGAGCGCGACCCAAUUGAAAGGGUUAGGAAGCUCAUAUUGGCCCAUGAAUUUGCAACGGCCCAAGAGUUAAAGGACAUGGAAAAGGAGUUAAGGAAGCAAGUUGACGCUGCCAUAGCUAAAGCGAAGGAGAGUCCAAUGCCUGAUCCAUCUGAGCUCUUCACAAAUGUUUAUGUUAAUGACUGCGGUUUGGAGUCCUUUGGAGUAGACAGGAAGGUGGUGAGGACCGUUCUUCCGUAG
Messenger RNA from Miscanthus lutarioriparius, 1197 nucleotides. NCBI's taxonomy places the organism in Eukaryota, Viridiplantae, Streptophyta, Magnoliopsida, Poales, Poaceae. The record is from the annotation of a GenBank genome assembly.